AUGGAAAAUUCAAUAAAGCUGAUGUUGUUUCUGUCUUUCUGCUUCGUUUCAAACCAAGCUUUGCUUGCAAAUGCCUCUGUGCCAGCAUUGUAUGUGUUUGGUGAUUCCCAUCUUGAUUCUGGAAACAACAUGCAUUUGAACACACCAGCAAAGCCUAAUAGGUGGCCUUAUGCAAUUGAUUUUCAUAAUAUAAGGGGUCGUUUCACCAAUGGAAGAAAUAUGGCUGACUUUAUCGCAUCUUACUUGGACUUACCAUUUCCUCCUGCAUACUUAAACCUCUCGGAUUCUGAAAGAAGUCAGACUACAACAGGAAUAUCUUAUGCAUCUGCAUCAUGCGGGAUCUUAAACACAACUGGAGCGGGAGAAUGCUUAACAUUAGCAAAACAAGUAGGAUGCUUCACAUCAACUGUGAAAAAUGAUCUUCCACAAGCAAUAAAGGAUCAAGAGAAGUUGCAAGAUCACUUGGCCAAUUCCCUAUACCUUGUCUUUAUUGGGAAUAACGAUUACCACGAUGCUAUGAGUCACAACGUCAGCAACAAAUUCAGUCCAGACAAGUAUGCAGAUAUCCUUCUUGAUGAAGUCACAAAACAUAUCAAGCAAAAGUGCACUUUAGUUCUUUAA
This is a messenger RNA of Neltuma alba, 621 nucleotides long. RefSeq names its product GDSL esterase/lipase At2g04020-like. Gene Ontology annotation, molecular function: hydrolase activity, acting on ester bonds. The record is from RefSeq and is a predicted model, not a curated record. Lineage: Eukaryota; Viridiplantae; Streptophyta; Magnoliopsida; Fabales; Fabaceae. Bases 1 to 621 code for a protein of 206 amino acids. The transcript is spliced from 4 exons.